Molecule: messenger RNA, 971 nt
Organism: Cannabis sativa
Lineage: Eukaryota; Viridiplantae; Streptophyta; Magnoliopsida; Rosales; Cannabaceae
Exons: 2
Coding region: 70-516 (148 amino acids)
Source: RefSeq, a predicted model, not a curated record
UUCUGUUUUGUUUAGGGUCCACUCGCUCAACCGCCCUCAAGACGUGAUGCGUCAAAGGGGAAAGCUCCGAUGCUUUCUCCACAAGGCCGUGGUGCACGGGAAGAUGACUUGUUCACGGAAGAGAAGAUGGCGUUGAUCCCUAAUUCGCUAAAAUGGAUGAUUCAUGAAUUCCUAAGGCUCAAAGAUAAACGUGAUAUAAUCACAAUUCCUGUCCCCCGAGCAUUUAUUGCACCGCGUACCCAGAUCACGUUAUCUGGAGAGGAUUUGCAGCAGGUUGCUACGUGUGACUACAUCGGCAACCAGGGAAUGCUGUUUGGAAUGAUGCACAUAUGGGAGAGCAUCAACGGUCUGAGAAAAAUUUUCAAGUUUUACGACCCAGAGCUUCUCACAGUGCAUGGGAUCAACGAUGAAGAACAGAGUCAGUCUUUUGACAAUGCGGCAAGACGAUUGGCUAAUUGGUUAUCAUUAAUGAACAACAACCACCAAAUGUUCUUUAUUCCUUGGAAUAUCGGGUAAACUUUAUUAAAUUCUUUAGUGCUAAUUGUUCAUUUCUAUAUUAUGUCUUCAAAUUAUUUUUAUACUAUCUUACUUAUAUUCCAAUAUAAUUUUCUAGGAUGCAUUGGACGCUAGUGGUGGUUGCGCCAAGGAAAAUUAUCCAUUUAAACCCUGUAAAAGGCCGCCCAAUUCCCGAAGAAAUAGAACAAAUGAUCGGAAGGUAAUAAUUUAAUGACUUCUUAUGUAACGAAUUUAAAUUAACUAACGAAUUGACACUACAACAAUAUACACUUUAAGUGACUCCAUUUCAUGUCUUACACAUUAAGGGAAAGACAUUAAAAAUAAAAGAGAGCUUUUGAUGACUUAUGGUAGGGGAUACUAAAAAUUUUCAUUUAUAGCUAUUAUGGGAAGACAUUAAAAAUGAUAGGAGACACCUAAAAUAUAUUAUUGAAAAUAAAAAAAAAAUUAAAAGUUUA